Messenger RNA from Suillus plorans, 600 nucleotides. RefSeq lists its product as uncharacterized. The record is from RefSeq and is a predicted model, not a curated record. The transcript has a single exon. Bases 1 to 600 code for a protein of 199 amino acids. NCBI's taxonomy places the organism in Eukaryota, Fungi, Basidiomycota, Agaricomycetes, Boletales, Suillaceae.
AUGUCUUCACACUACAACCUUCAAUCCCAACGUUCCGCAACGCUAAACGUUGAACAAACGAUCCCUGGGACUUUAGUUGAGUCCCCUUUAACUGAAAAUAGCACUAACGAUGCAACCCCAACCCUGUCCCCUACCGAGAGAUCCUUCUCGCGUCUGGGUGACUCCGUUCUCAGACCCGCUCGCUCCUAUAGUGACGUGGUACGAAUGAGGUCAGAUACGCCCCAGCCAGAGGCUGGAGUGCGUUCGGCUAGCGUUGAUAGCGCAACGACUGGUCGUCGUCAGUCGACCGGUGUAGUAGAAAAUUUAAAUGACGAACCUGUCAAUAACCCAUUCGUCACCACCAGUGAAUCUUCGGCGGAGUCAGAGAGUGGCACACCAUGGAAAACGGUCAAGGACCGCCGAAUUAAGUCUAGACGGGCAGCCAAACGCAAGCCCAAGACUAAGGAUCAGAUUGAACCUGACCUAGUGAGAGAAGCUGAGAAGCACCUCACCCAAGAAGAGAAACAACGUAUCUCUGAUAGGAGACACGUUGAAGAAAGGGCUCGCGGGAGCGAGCAGACGUCGUCGUCGCAUGACGAAGGUGUUAGAGUUAGCACAUAA